UUACUUUUUUUCCAAUAGGGGACUUUAGAAACACUUAAAAUAAGGGCUGUGUUUCAUGUAGGCUUACCCUGUCGUGACGUUUUGAUAACGUGUAAAUCUCUUUAAGGCAAGGUGGCUUAUCAAUAUAUUAGCCUGUAUUUACCCCCUAAAAUGAAACGCUAAUUAGCCUAUCAUAAAGAACUACAAGACAGCCGAAUCGAGGCCAUUGUAAGAAUCCCUGGAUGAAUUAUCUGUUAGCUAAAUGUAGUAAUCAAUUGUAUACAUUGCUUUCAAUUCUGUGAACUGUCUUGUGCAAGUUUUAAAUUGACACAAUACCUGUCAGCGAAGACUUCUGUUAGAGAUGAAGUGCAGGGAUUUGUGGUUUUGCAUGUCUACUUUGAUGCUAAUUAGUAUUUUCACAUCAAGGGUAAAUAGAGCCGAUUUAUAUUGAUAAAUCACCUUGUCCGAGAGAGAUUUACAUUGUUAUCAAAACGUCACCCCAGAGUCAGCCUGCACGAAACACAACCUAAAAUCCAGUUUCUAAAAUGCCCUUUGGGAAAAAUUGUUGAAAAAUUAUUUAAAACAUUUCCCUGUUUUGGCCGCUAGGAUUUGACAUCUCCACCGUGGUGCUCUAUAGAGGUUACAACCCAUAGGAAUUCCCACCCAGUUGACUACUUUAAAAUGGUGGAAGCCCCUCAAUGGUUGCAGGUAGCCUCGUGGUUAGAGCUUUGGGCCAGUAACGAAAAAUUGCGAGAUUGAAUUCCCAAGCUGACAAGGUCAAAUCUGUCGUAACCCCUCCUUGGCCGUCAUUGUAAAUAAGAAUUUGUUCUUAACUGACUUGCCUAGUUAAAUAAAGGUUAAUAAAAAAAUAAAUGGUGCUCCCAUGGUAAAACGGCAUUUUUUGGCAACUAGAUGCCUCUAUCAUGCUCUAUGGGACAUAUUCUGGACAGCACCAGAGAGGAAGAGACCCAACUCGGCAGAGCAUCUGUCUCCAUCCAACAGGUGGCGUAUUUUCGUUGUUUCGCACACCAAGCAAUGAGUUUUUGUAUGGAGGCCAAGAAGAAGUCGACUUAGGUCAACAACAACAAACAUGAAUGGCUUACUUCCUAGCCCCUGUGACAUCACUACAGCUGAGAGUAGAGAAGACACACUGGCCAAGUGAGUGACUGAGCUGUGGCAGAGGAGAGGGGUCAACAUGGGGCUACACUCAGCCCAGAAGAAGCACUUUCCCCUGAAGGGGAUUGGUGGCGUGGUUUCCCUGUUCGAAGCGGAGCUCCGUAAAUCUGAACCAGACCUAGCCCUUCUCUCAUUGGUCCUGGGCUUUGCAGAACACUUCCUGGCUGUCAACCGGGUCAUACCAAUUAACGUCCCGGGGGUGCGCUUUGAGCCGCUGGAGCUAGACUGCCCAAACUCCUGCUUUCCUACAGUGGAGUUAGGGAUGCUAUCGGCCCUGCACGAGCGCUUCGCAGCCCAGAUCCGGGGCGCUGUGGAUCUGUCCCAGUACCGCAGGCCUGCUGGCGGGUCCAGCAGGGAACUGGUGAAGAAAGUAUCUGACGUCAUCUGGAACAGCCUGAGCCGCUCCUACUUUAAGGACCGCGCCCACAUCCAGUCCCUCUUCAGUCUCAUCACUGGCACAAAGCUGGACAGCUCGGGGGUGGCGUUUGCAGUGGUGGCAGCAUGCCAGGUGCUGGGGCUGCGGGACGUGCACCUGGCCCUGUCCGAGGACCACGCCUGGGUCAUCUUUGGCAAGAACGGAGAGGAGACUGCAGAGGUCACCUGGCACGGAAAGGGCAACGAGGACCGGAGGGGGCAGACAGUUGCUGCCGGUGUCGGUGAGAGGAGCUGGCUGUACUUAAAGGGCUCCUAUAUGAAGUGUAACAGGAACAUGGAAGUGGCCUUCAUGGUGUGUGCCAUCAACCCCUCUCUGGACCUGCACACUGACAGCUCCGAGAUGCUACAACUUCAGCAGAGGCUUCUAUGGUUGCUGUAUGAGCGAGGAGACCUGGAAAGAUACCCCAUGGCCAUGGGCACCCUCGCAGACUUGGAGGACCAGGAGCCCAUCCCUGGCAAAGAGAGCCCCUACGCCAUCCACCUUAAAGCUGUUAACUCUGCUAAGAAGUACUACAACAACGAGCACAUCUACCCCUUCAUGUACCUGGCCGGCUACCACUACAGACACAGGGAGGUCCGGGAGGCCUUGGGGGCCUGGGCCGAGGCUGCACAGGUCAUGCAGGACUACAACUACUUCCGCGAGGACGAAGAGAUCUACAAGGAGUUUUUCGACAUUGCCAACGACGUCAUCCCCACCCUGCUGAAGGAGACGGCUGCAGCCGCCGAGAGCGGAGAAGGGAGCGAGGGAGGAGAGAAGGGCCAGCCCAUACAUGCCUCUGCCCUCCAGGACCCAGAAUGCUUUGCCCACCUGUUGCGUUUCUAUGACGGCAUCUGUAAGUGGGAGGAGGGAAGCCCCACCCCUGUCCUUCAUGUUGGCUGGGCCACCUAUCUGGUCCAGUCCCUCAGUCGCUUUGACCCACAGAUCCGUCAGAGGGUGUCCAUCAUCACCAAAGAGCCUGAGCCCCAGGAGGACGAUGACCAAUCCAGUGAGGACCCUCGCGAAGGCCGGAGACGUGGCCCGAGGCGUGAGUCCAGACUGGAAGACCAAGCUUCCCCUCCAACACAGUCCACCCCCACCACCCCUGUCCCACCACCAACCCAACCCAACCAGGCUAAGAAAGUAGGUGGCGAGGGCGGGACGCGGCGUCGCUCUUCAGGGCUCCGCGGUGGAGACCCCGACGGCAAGGCCAAGUCGUCCAGCCCGGUGCCAUCUCCUCUCCAGCAGCUGCCCUCCCCCAGUGGGAAUACCCUGGUGGCCUUCCAGAGCAAGAAGAUGAAGGGCAUGAAGGAGCUGCUGUCUGCACCCAAGGUCAACGCCAGCGCCAUCAAGCUCCAGCUCACCGCCCAGUCACAGGUGCAGAUGAAGAGGCAGAAGAGCACACCGUCGGGGGACUACACCAUGUCCUUUAUGAAGCGCCAGCGUAAAUCUCUGUAGAAGGAGGACUCUGUAGAACAUGUCUGUAGAACAUUCCUCUAGCAUGGUUCCCAAGUCUGGUUGUGUUGUAAAGCCAACAUUUAUGGUCAUUUAUCAUAGGAGUUGACUAUACAGCGCACACACACAGAUCUGGGACCAGGCUAGACUUUCUCUUCAUUGGGAGAGAAAUGAGGAGAGGCUGUCUGUAGUACAUUUCCGUUGUGCUGUGACUGUGAGAGGCGAGGCAGCACAUAAAAGACUGCCGCAUCAACUUGCUUACAUCUGCUGAGCAUUAUGCGAUUUACUUUCUUUUUUCAUCCAAAGGUUAUUUUAGCAAUCAUAUCAUGUCUCAAUAAGUAGGGCCGGGAUGAUACCAGUAUCAUGAUACUCGUUAGUAUUGUGGCAAGGAAACAAAUGUCGGAAACAUAAAUCCAUUAAGUUGUAGGCAUCCAGAGUCACAUUUGUUUUUUUUCCCGAGCUAUAGUGUACAAUACUGUACGUACAGCAGGUUUUGUAUGGUUUGUGUUUUCAUUUUUGCCAUGGAAAAAUAUUGUGAUGCUGGCAUCGUCCGGACCCUACCAAUUAAGGCCAUACGAGGGUCGGUAAGCACAUGACGUGUGUGUUUAAGCGUGGAGGUAGUCACUUUAAUCAAGUUUGAACAUAUGUUGACCAAGUUACUCCUUUUUAAUCUUGUGAUUCAAUAAUGAUUGUGUAUCAUACCAUUUUUUUUUUUUUUUUUUUUUUUUUUUUUAAUAAAGUAAAAUGCUGUCACUUUGAGGAUCAACUGAGCAGUGGCACACAUCAACUGUUGAGUUCUGAUUGACUUGUGUGGAAGUUAUUUUAAAGCCAAAGUAAUGGGCGUUUAGAUGAUGAAAACACCCUGCCCCUGGACAUUUUAUGGGAUGGGAGAAUUGCUCUGUUAAAGCAGCCAGAAUUCCAUUCUAUAUUUUCAAGUCAUGACUUAAUUUUCAUGUUUUUCACUGAAAUCCCUGGAAGUGAUUCGGACUAUUACUGUGGAACAAUGUCCAACCCUGCUCUGUUGUAUCUUACAUGCUAGCUAUUGGUUGCCUUAUACACCACCGCCUUUUUUAUUUCAAAUUUAGGUGGCCUUUUUAGUUUUGAGACUAGCCAGAGCUGCAAUAGGCAACCUCAUGAUUAGAAAGACCAUGCACUGUUGAAAGGGUAUUGCUGUAGUUUUCCCAGCUACAUACAGUAGUAUUUUGCUUGAUCAUUGGUUUUAUUUGCAGGUAAUAAAAUAAUUUCAAAUAUGA
Oncorhynchus keta (chum salmon) is the source of this 4275-nucleotide messenger RNA. RefSeq names its product menin-like. Gene Ontology annotation, cellular component: nucleus; histone methyltransferase complex; chromatin. Bases 1175 to 3025 code for a protein of 616 amino acids. Gene Ontology annotation, biological process: negative regulation of cell cycle; regulation of transcription by RNA polymerase II; negative regulation of cell population proliferation. Lineage: Eukaryota; Metazoa; Chordata; Actinopteri; Salmoniformes; Salmonidae. Gene Ontology annotation, molecular function: transcription cis-regulatory region binding; chromatin binding; Y-form DNA binding. The record is from RefSeq and is a predicted model, not a curated record. The transcript is spliced from 10 exons.